Phytophthora infestans T30-4 is the source of this 3351-nucleotide messenger RNA. RefSeq lists its product as uncharacterized. NCBI's taxonomy places the organism in Eukaryota, Oomycota, Peronosporomycetes, Peronosporales, Peronosporaceae. Gene Ontology annotation, molecular function: protein binding. The record is from RefSeq and is a predicted model, not a curated record. The coding region runs from base 1 to 3351 and encodes 1116 amino acids. The transcript is spliced from 6 exons.
AUGAUUGAGCAGCACAAGAAGCACAAGGCGGAGGUGAUGGCAGUGACGGUGUCUGCUACGCUGGACGCGAAUUUUGUCAUUGCAGGCGAUCGACAAGGACGAAUCAGUGCGUGGGAACGUGACGCGUACGUGAUGGUUGACUGUAGAGGAAAAGUGACUGUGUUCAUGCCAGUCUCAGGUGACGGGAUCCAUUCAAUGGCUAUUUCGCCGCAUGACAAAGCGCUGGUAGCUGUAGGAUACAGGAGUGGAGUCUUGUGUCUCGUGGAUGCUGCUCGAGGAUCUGUACGCCACCGUCUUGAUGGUCAUGACCAAGAAGUCCAAUGUGUUGCGUGGAAGCCAACGAACAGCUCUAUCACUGUUGAUCAGGACGAUUUCGAUGGUGCCGAAUCAGAUAUGUCAGAUGGGGGAGUGUGGUUGGCUUCUUCAUCCAGGGAUAAAACGAUUAAGGUCUGGAAGAUUACAUCAGGUGAAGAACCAGCGCUGGAGCAGGUGCUGCGACUUCCAACGGGGAAACAGGGAAUGUCAUUUACUCAAACGAAGCAGCUAUGGCUACCUGUGGCAUGGAGCCUCGAUGACUCGAUCUCCGGAAAGCACUGUCUUUGGUCAGGGUCGUUUGAUGGCAGUUUGUUUCGUUGGGAAUGGGAUGCAGUCAAGGCGGAGAUUUUGGAAAAGAAUGGGAAGAAUCGACGUGCUGCAUGCAAGCCUGUUGUCGUUAAAGGCGGUCACAGUCGCAUGAUUUUUACCAUUGCAAUGGUGCCUCUAACCUGUGCGGCCGAGAGUGAUGUCGUGUCUAUGCUAACGGUAUCUCUGGACCGAGAACUGCGGCUUUGGAAGGAGAAUGGUCCUUCGAAGAAGUUGGCAGCUGCAACAUGUAUUGAGACGCUGACCGGUUUGGGUGGCCAUGCUUAUAGUGUUUCGUACAACGCAGCGACGGGUUUGGUAGCUGCUGGAGUUGGGGACCAGACAAUUCGGCUAUGGGACUUGAAUACUGAGGUUGAGUCUGGGGCAAGUGACUACCAGUGUGAUCUCCUGUGGAAGGGACUGCAGAGCAAAGUCACCUUUGUGCGAUGGCAUCCGUUGCAGCACUCGGUAUUGGCGUACGGCAUGGAAGACGGUCGCAUUGGAAUUUAUGACAUCCAAACCAAGAAGUAUAACCAUUUCCGUACAACCCACAGCAGUGAGGUCCGGCAACUACAGUGGGUAAUCACAAAGCCGAAGUCAAAUGGUGACGUGGAGGAUGGAGAAAACGCCUUUCUCGAGAGUAUCAAGCAACUAGAAGCUGCUCAGGCAGGUGGCCAGAGUCUGGAAGAAGCGCUAAUUGCUCAGGAAGACCAAACUAGUAAGAAGGAUGCAUGGGCUGAUGUGCAGGUGUCGCUGUGGAGCUGCGACGCUAGUGGCCAUCUCUUUGAAUCAAAUGCCGACGCAGUGGACCAGAAAUCUCUUGAAAUUACAGACAAUUGCGUCGCAUUUAAGUGGGACGAGCAAUGUGAGAUGGUCGCAAUCGGUCGUUCUAACGGUGCCGUCGAAUUGAUGGAAACAUGUGGAAGCACAGGUGAUUGCAACACAAUCGUGCGCCGUUUCCACGAACACUUGGAGUCCGUAACGUGCGUAGCGUGGAGCAAUGAUCUACCUGCUAAUUUGCUGGCGUCUGGCGGCCAAGACGGGAGAGUAUUCGUUUACAACUGUGGGGAAGCAACCUCAAAGGAAUCAGCUUUACAUAGCACAUCUGAUGCUACACAACAAAGCCAUGUCAUGGUUAGCCACUCAAACAAGAUCACAUGCUUGAGGUGGAGUAUCGACAUAGGGAAGUAUCUUCUCGCCUCAGCCUCGGCGGACGGCACUGUCCAGGUUUGGAAUACAACAUCUAUGCAAAGGGAAGCUCACUUUAACCAACAUAUUGGUCGGGUUUUAUCUCUUGACUGGGUGUCGCAUAACACACUCAUUACGGGAGGUGAGGACCAAACACUGCGUCUCUGGGAUUACAGAAAACAGAAGAAAGAAGCAGCAUCCAAACUAAAGAAGCACGGCAAGGUGAAGCAACCCCAGCAAGUUGAACCCAUUGCAGCUUUAGAUUUCUUCACUUCCGAAUCCAAGCGUUUCCAAGACGAACGAGAGUGGGAAAGUCUUGCCAACACCCUGUUGAUACAAGGUAAUAUCAUUGAAGCGCUACGGGUCGUUGCAAAGGAAGGAUCAUUAACACCAACGUGGCUCUCAUACGCUCCAAUGGCGGGUAUGGAUGUGUGGCGAGAGAUGACGAAUUUAUACGCGCACCAGCUCGAUGUCCAGGGCGACAAGAAGGAAGCGGCACUUCAUUUUCUCAGUAUCGGGAAAGUUCGAUCUGCUGUUGCUUGUCUAGUGAGUGGUGAGGCUUUCAGGGAAGCUCUUGCGCUCAUUCGAUCGCGAUUGGGGCCUAAUGACGCACUACUCCACAACGCUUUGUGGAAGUACAGUGACUUCCUCAUUAAGCGUGGUCGCAAUGGAGAAGCAGCCCUAGCACUUCUGCAGAUUGGUUCAGUAAAGGCUAAAGCCCGAGCAGUUAACACACUUGUGAACACAGCUGAUAUAGAGUGUGUGAAAGCUGCACUGGACGUGCUCAUGGUCUCCGUGCAGCGCCCAGCGGAGCCAGCUGAACAGGAUCACAAGAGCGAUACUGAAGAGCUUGCUUUCCCUGCGAGUUUCUUCCUGUCAAUUGCUGGAAAUGCUGUCACGAAAUCUCGUUUUGAUGUUGCCGAAACUGCGGGACAGUUGCUUCAAUCUCCACUGGUUGGAUCCAGCUCUGCUUCUCAUCGCUUGACGGGGUGCCUUCUCAGCAUUGUGAAGGCAAUUAAUGAGCACCAGUGGAUGGCGAGUCGUGCCGACAAAUUCUGGUUCCAAGUACUGGAUACGUGUCGGAGAUGUGGCUACUGGUUCGAUGCUGACGGAGAAGUUCGUAUCCAAGAAGCGCAAGAUUUGUUGGUCGAAGCAAACUGCUUUAGUGACAUCGAACAGGCUGUUGCAGCAUCUAAAGGUAACACAAUGCCAUCGUUACUGCAAGUGGCUCAGAAGAUGCUGCGCUUUGUGAUCGACGUGAUGAGUACAAGCUUUAUUGGCGCUCUUGAGCACAUGCGGGAGGUCUUGCAGCUUCUGACAAAAGGCGAGACGUCGAAGGAGGUCAGCCUACCGAACACAUCCUUGGAAGGAACCCAACACUGUGUUGGCAAUUUACAAGUGAAUGUGAUGACGCUACUGCAACCGUGCGGCUUUGCUUCACCGAAUGAGCUGCCACAGUGUGGCGAGCUUGCAGAAGAGCAACUCGAUACACUGGUUCUGUGGACUUCGGUGCUGCUAUCACACGUAACCUCGAAUCAAUGA